AUGGCUCUGAAGAGCGUCUUCGUCAUUAAAAUAGCGGCGUCUGGACCAAAUGUAUCACCUCACAGCGUCAAGCUCACCGUGACCUUCGUCGUCAGAACCAGCAGCGGUGUGAUCAACUUCCAUACCUGCUUAUCCGUACCCUGGUCGAUGUCUUUCCUCCGCUGCUUAAGGUCUCGGAUUCCACGCUUGAGAUUGCGCUUCUUUCCAAUUCCCUUAUGA
Babesia bigemina is the source of this 219-nucleotide messenger RNA. RefSeq lists its product as hypothetical. The transcript has 3 exons. The record is from RefSeq and is a predicted model, not a curated record. Lineage: Eukaryota; Apicomplexa; Aconoidasida; Piroplasmida; Babesiidae. Bases 1 to 219 code for a protein of 72 amino acids.